GGAGGCUCCUCCUCCGGGCCGGCACCGCGAGCAGCACGGCGCUGCGGGAGCCGGGACGCGACCCCACGCGUGCGGUAUAAGGAAAUGCUAGAUCUAGUGAUAUCACCCAGUCUGACUGUAAAUAGAGAGUGCCCUGACAGACUGAAGCUUAACCUUUCUCACAUUUAUGCCACGGCUCCAGAUGACAUAGAAGGCAGCAGCAAGGCAGCACCACAGUGUCCUCUCCAUCUGUACACCACGAAACAUUAUCCCCGUGUAGUGCCCGUGCCCUUCCCCGCCAUGGCAGCCUAUGGACAGGCUCAGUACAGCACAGGUAUCCAGCAGGCUGCUGCCUACACUGCCUAUCCUCCCCCAGGGCAGCCCUACGGAAUCCCCUCCUACAGCAUUAAAACAGAGGACAGCCUGAGCCACUCCCCAGGCCAGGGUGGAUUUCUCAGCUACGGCUCCGGCUUCGGCAGCGCGGCGGGACAGGCGCCCUACUCCUACCAGAUGCACGGCACCACAGGAAUUUACCAGGGAGCCAAUGGCCUGACAAAUUCUGCAGGAUUCAGUGCUGUGCACCAGGAGUAUUCCUCGUACCCCAGCUUCCCUCAGAGCCAGUACUCUCAGUAUUACAGCUCGUCCUACAGCUCCCCGUACGUGUCUACCAACAGCAUCAGCCCCUCGGCCAUCCCCACCUCCACCUUCUCUCUGCAGGAGUCUUCCCACAACAUCACCAGCCAGAGCACAGAAUCCCUCUCUGGGGAAUAUUCAACAACACCAGCCAAAGAUGUAGAGACAGACAGACAUCACAGAGGGUCAGAUGGCAAGGUACGAGCCCGGUCAAAAAGAAGCAGCGAUCCUUCCUCUACUGCUGACAGUGAGAUUGAGCGUGUGUUUGUGUGGGAUUUGGAUGAGACGAUAAUUAUUUUUCACUCCUUACUCACGGGAACCUUUGCAUCCAGAUAUGGGAAGGACACCACAACGUCUGUGCGGAUAGGUCUCAUGAUGGAAGAGAUGAUCUUCAACCUUGCAGAUACACAUCUGUUCUUCAAUGACCUGGAGGAUUGUGACCAGAUCCACAUAGAUGAUGUAUCAUCAGAUGACAAUGGUCAGGAUCUGAGCACGUACAACUUCUCUGCAGAUGGCUUCCACAGCUCCAGUGCCAGUGCAAACCUGUGCCUGGGCUCGGGGGUUCACGGCGGGGUUGACUGGAUGAGGAAACUGGCGUUCCGCUACCGCCGGGUCAAAGAGAUGUACAACACCUACAAGAACAAUGUGGGGGGUUUAAUAGGAGCUCCUAAGAGGGAGACCUGGCUGCAGCUGAGAGCAGAACUGGAAGCUCUGACUGAUCUCUGGCUCACACAUGCUCUGAAGGCGCUGAAUUUGAUACAUUCCCGGCCCAACUGUGUGAAUGUGUUGGUCACCACAACUCAGCUUAUACCAGCUCUGGCUAAAGUGCUUCUCUAUGGCCUAGGCACUGUCUUCCCCAUUGAAAACAUUUACAGUGCAACAAAAACAGGGAAAGAGAGCUGUUUUGAAAGAAUAAUGCAGAGGUUUGGAAGGAAAGCCGUGUACAUUGUAAUAGGAGAUGGUGUUGAAGAGGAACAGGGAGCAAAAAAGCACAACAUGCCCUUCUGGAGAAUCUCUUGUCAUGCUGACCUGGAAGCUCUUCGGCACGCCUUGGAACUUGAAUAUUUGUAGCAGACCCCAACAUCUUAGCACUGGGAGGGCUUCACUCAGACUCUUACAUCAGUUCCACCUAUUCCUCAGUGUUUUCUUAGUAAAAAAAUCCCACAGCAACUGCAGUUUUUCUUUUUUUUGAAGGAGAACCCUUUCAGUGGAAGCCUUUAAGAACUUACAGCCAAAGAAUAUUGUCUCAAGUCCUCCUUCCUUUGGACAGAGGAAAAUCCUCCUGAUCAGUCGCUGGGAUGCUGCAGUUGCUGGCUGAGGUGGAGGCACAGAGCUCUAAUGGCCUUUUUGCCAUCAACAAGGCAAAUGUACAAGUCUGGGUCUCCCUGUCAGCAUUCUUGGUUUUGAAAGGGGAAGAGGACACAGCAAAGAGUCUUCACAAUCCACUACAUCACAAGGACUUUCUGAAAAUAGGAGUGAAACCAUUGAUUUUUUUUUUCUUUGUUACUGUUUUGUUUCUUUUUUUUUUUUUUUUUUUUUUUUUUUUUUAAUUUAUGAACUAAUCUCAUUACUCUGGUAUUAAGCUCUGUACCUGUGGUUUUCAUCUGGCUUUUGGGGGGUGGGGGGUGGGGAAAAUCUUACUGUUCUAAAUUAAUAGUUCAUUUCUCCAGAACAAAUUCUGGGGAGAAUCAUAUUGUGUACAUGAGUAGUAAGGACACGUGGAACUGCUGGUAAGAACUGUAGCUGUGUUUUUGGACUUUACCAAGAUGGUUCAUGGACUGUGCCUGUGUCUACACGGUGCCUUAUGCUGCCAUCUUGGAGCUGAGGAUGGGGAAAAGUACUUUGUGAUGAGUGAAAGGCAUUAAAUAAAAACAUGUUUACAUUUUGUGGGACUGGAUUACCUGCCUUCUCUCCUGCCACUCUUGGAUCUAAAGGUAGGAUGUGGAAUGUGUGCUCCUGUUUCAAGGCUGGCCUGGUAAUCUUGCUGUCUAAAUUCUCUGGGCCUGGAUGGAUCUUAGUUUGGAAAUGGCUGAUUGUUCCCUGCUGUGGCACCAGGUAGGAUCAGAAGGAUCAGAGCCUCUCUGGAAGGAAGCAAGUGCUGCAGCCCUCACCUCUCAAAGGGUUACACAAGUGCCACACACACCUGAGGGAUACUCCUAACCUCUAAAAACAUUUAGAGAAAACAGUUCUAGAUCUGAGAGGGAUUUUCUGCCAAGCUAAAGCAGAAAAUCUGAUCUUAAAUUAAUCCAAGGCAGCUGUGACACAUCAGCAUGACCAAACCCAGCCUUUCAGUACACACUGCUCUCUGGGCGUAGCACAACUCCAUGCAAAAUGUCAAUUUUCUAGCACAG
This is a messenger RNA of Oenanthe melanoleuca, 2963 nucleotides long. It is a transcript of the gene EYA2, whose product is annotated as EYA transcriptional coactivator and phosphatase 2. The transcript has 16 exons. Gene Ontology annotation, cellular component: nucleus. Lineage: Eukaryota; Metazoa; Chordata; Aves; Passeriformes; Muscicapidae. Gene Ontology annotation, biological process: cell differentiation; positive regulation of DNA repair; negative regulation of extrinsic apoptotic signaling pathway in absence of ligand. Gene Ontology annotation, molecular function: protein tyrosine phosphatase activity. The record is from RefSeq and is a predicted model, not a curated record. The coding region runs from base 85 to 1683 and encodes 532 amino acids.